Molecule: messenger RNA, 2632 nt
Organism: Fundulus heteroclitus (mummichog)
Lineage: Eukaryota; Metazoa; Chordata; Actinopteri; Cyprinodontiformes; Fundulidae
Product: mucin-5AC
Exons: 2
Coding region: 71-1696 (541 amino acids)
Source: RefSeq, a predicted model, not a curated record
GACUACUUCUAACACAACUGAGGUUGUUUCACGUCCCACCAGUGCUGAGUUAAUUAAUACAAGCGCAGAAAUGGAAACAAUGACAUCAACACCAUCACCCCAGAAUGUUACCACCCCAGCACCAUCAUCUGUCAAUGUACUGAUUACGUCUAACACUACUGAGGUUGUUUCACGUCCCAUCAGUACUGAGAUAAUUAAUACAAGCACAGGAAUGGCAACAACAAUAUCAACACCAUCACCCCAGAAUGUUACCACCCCAGCACCAUCGUCUGUCACUGGAGUGACCAUGUCUAACACCACUGAGGUUGUUUCACGUCCCAUCAGUACUGAGUUGAUUAAUACAAGCACAGAAAUGGAAACAAUAACAUCAACAACACAACCCCAGAAUGUUACCACCCCAGCACCAUCAUCUGUCACUGGACUGAUUACGUCUAACACCACUGAGGUUGUUUCACGUCCCAUCAGUACUGAGCUAAUUAAUACAAGCACAGAAAUGGCACCAACAAUUUCAACACCAUCACCCCAGAAUGUUACCACCCCAGCACCAUCAUCUGUCACUGGAAUGACCACAUCUAAAACCACUGAGGUUGUUUCACGUCCCACCAGUGCUGAGUUAAUUAAUACAAGCGCAGAAAUGGAAACAAUGACAUCAACACCAUCACCCCAGAAUGUUACCACCCCAGCACCAUCAUCUGUCACUGUACUGAUUACGUCUAACACUACUGAGGUUGUUUCACGUCCCAUCAGUACUGAGUUGAUUAAUACAAGCACAGAAAUGGAAACAAUGACAUCAACAACACAACCCCAGAAUGUUACCACCCCAGCACCAUCAUCUGUCACUGGAAUGACCACUUCUAACACCACUGAGGUUAUUUCACUACCCAUCACUACUGAGUUAAUUAAUACAAGCACAGGAAUGGCAACAACAAUAUCAACACCAUCACCCCAGAACGUUACCACUCCAGCACCAUCGUCUGUCACUGGAGUGACCAUGUCUAACACCACUGAGGUUGUUUCUCAUCACAUAACCAUUGAUCUUAACAGUAAAAAUACAGACAUGGCAACAGUGACAUCAACACUAUUUUCCCAAAAUGUUACCACCCCAUCACCAUCAGCAGCUACUGUAUCAACCACCUUUAACACAGCAGAGGUUGUUUCACAAUCUACUGAGCUCAGCAGCACAGAGAUGACACCAACACAACAUCCGCAAAACACUACUGUGAACAUCACAACGAACAGUUUUUCUACCUCAACAGCUCAGCUGGGAAUGUCAGUCCAAACAGCAACCCAAUCACCAACUACAAAAUCAGCUGUCAGCAGUUUGUUUUCAGAAGACAGUUUGAUUUUAAUCCAGAAAAACGUGACAUGGAUUACAGCUUUGAGCUUCUGCAGGGAGCACUAUGUUGACCUGGUUCAGAUUACCAAUGAAGACAUUCAAGACAAAGUGGCUGAGAGGGCAAAGAGCUCCACAUCCCGUCAUGUAUGGCUUGGCUUACGCUACACGUGUAACCUGAAAUUUUGGUUUUGGACGAGCUCAAUUACUGGCUGUUACCAGAACUGGCUACCAGAAGAAGGACCAGAAGGGACAUAUGAAUGUGGUGUGAGUGGUGCCAUUGAGGCCACUGGGAGGCAGCAGUGGGUUGGUUUGCCAGAGACACAUGAACUGAAUUUCAUCUGCCAGACUUGUGGUGGAUGAGAGAGGGCAACCAGUAACACUCUGAAUUAGAACAAUGAAGAUUUCAUGAUGCUGGUCCAAACCAGUUCACGUUUCUGAAGACAAGGUAUUGUGGCUGUGUUUUUGGCAAAUCAUGACUUAAGGUGAAAUACAGCUGCAUAUGGCUGUUCAGGCUGAAAUUCAAAUUCAUAUGAACACACUACGUGCUCCAUGGGUUUGCACAUUCACAGACAUGGCAAAUAAUGUGUGAAAAUUGAUCAGCUUAGCACCUUUUAUUCAGGGGUGAAAUUCUGCAUAUUGAUGUCCUGUCUGUUUGAGAUCAAUGUGCCCUCAAAUCCAAGGGAUUGGUCCUCAGGCCCGACUCCAGGGAAGACAGCAUGCCAAUGCUUACCUUUCUGUUUGCACCAUAAGCACACAGGAAGUUGCACAAAGAAAAUCUAUUUUAAGUAAUUUGCACUUUUUGUCAGUGAUCUUUAUCAGAAUCCUUAUGUUUCAAUUGCAAAAUACAGUAUAGCUAAUUUUUUUAUAGCUAGAGAUUGUUGUAUUUGUAUUUGUACAUGGUGAUAUUUACUUUUAUAGCUCUUAUAACCUCCCAGACUUCCUUGAUUUUUUUCUUUUUAAAUAUGAGUCAACGUGCCAGUAAAACCAGUCUUAAAUUGAAUGCUGGAAUGUGCUGGAAACGAUCAAGGAGAUCACACAAGGUGUGGUGUUAAAAAGAAAACUAUGCACAACAUUGCACAAUUUGUGCUGCUUUGUACUGUGAGUUAUUAUAACUGACCUACAUUUGGACAUUGUGGUAAAAUGAUCAAAUAAAGUCUCUUGCAAAAGUAUUCAUUCCUCUUUAACAUACAUUUUGUCACAUGUGGCAAGCAAAGACUUUUUGCAUGUAUGUGAUAGACCAAUGCAAACAAUAAUUUUAAAAUAAAAUGAAAAUGAAAAUCAUCUACAAAUAAAUAU